Molecule: messenger RNA, 2675 nt
Organism: Silurus meridionalis
Lineage: Eukaryota; Metazoa; Chordata; Actinopteri; Siluriformes; Siluridae
Gene: nkx2.2a
Product: NK2 homeobox 2a
Exons: 3
Coding region: 245-1051 (268 amino acids)
Biological process (GO): regulation of transcription by RNA polymerase II; cell differentiation
Cellular component (GO): nucleus
Molecular function (GO): RNA polymerase II cis-regulatory region sequence-specific DNA binding; DNA-binding transcription factor activity, RNA polymerase II-specific
Source: RefSeq, a predicted model, not a curated record
AGAGCCACUUGGCCAGCUAUGCAAACGCACUUGGACAAUAAGAGUAGAGCAGCACUUGCUGGCCGGGGUAUAAAAAGCACAUCAGGCUUAUCGAGGCGUGUGCACUCCUGACUUCCAUUUGGAGAUAUUUCAUUAACGGCGUAGUGUCUUAACUCUGGCUACACCACUCUCCCGUAAGCCACCAGCGGAUUUUCAAAGUGGUGCAGCAACUUUCCGGCAUAAACUGCAUCCGCCGUCCCAGAACAUGUCGCUGACCAACACAAAGACGGGUUUUUCGGUGAAAGACAUUUUGGACCUCCCUGACACAAACGAUGAGGAAGGAUCUAUCACUGGCACUGAGGAGGAUACGGAAGGCUCGGAGACGACUAAAACACCUGGCGUGCUGGUCCAAAGCCCGAUAGAGAAUGUCCAAAACCUGCCUUUAAAGAACCCUUUUUACGAUAACACUGACAAUCCCUACACCAGGUGGCUUGCAACUACCGACACCAUUCAGUACUCAUUGCAUGGUCUAUCUGCGACCUCUCAGGACUCGUCCGCUAAAUCUCCCGAGCCGUCGGCAGACGAGUCACCCGACAACGACAAGGAAACUUCGAGUAGCGGCAGCGACUCCGGUAAGAAGCGCAAGCGGCGAGUGCUGUUUUCCAAAGCGCAGACGUACGAGCUGGAGCGGCGUUUCCGACAACAGCGUUACCUCUCAGCCCCGGAACGGGAGCACCUGGCCAGCCUGAUCCGUCUCACGCCCACUCAAGUAAAGAUCUGGUUUCAGAACCAUCGCUACAAGAUGAAGCGAGCCCGCGCGGAGAAAGGUAUGGAAGUGAGCCACCUCCCUUCCCCGCGGCGCGUGGCCGUGCCCGUGUUAGUCAGGGACGGUAAACCGUGCCACGCGCUAAAAACUCAGGACCUGGCGGCUACGUUUCAGGCGGGCAUCCCGUUCUCUGCCUACAGCGCCCAGUCUCUGCAGCACAUGCAGUAUAACGCGCAUUACAGCGCCGCCGCAACACCGCACUUCCCCACGGCGCACUUGGUGCAAACGCAACAGUGGACCUGGUGAAGCCGUAGUGACUUUUUGGUGUUGCGAGGGCUGCGUUUCAAAGAUCUCGUUAGAGAGUUGUUGUUUUUUUUUAUUUUCCAACGAAAAUAAAAAGAAAAGACUGGUUUUCGCAGCUCGAUCCCAUUCUCGCCGUUUCAUUUUCGGGGCUGAUGUGUGCGCCGUGUUUACAUUUGUUUUCGUUCAGAAAACCGGAUCCAGCCCUUUUCUCCCAGAUCCGAGAAUGUUGAAGCUCUUGUGAAAUUUUGUAAAACAAACAAACAAACAAACAAACAAUAUUAUUGUGUGUUGUAGAAAUGUUUUCCUUUUUUGUCCUUUCGUGUUCUAAGCACGUACAAGACCACUUUAUAAUUAUAGAAAAUUUUAUUUCUAGCUUUUACGAUGGACCGAAUAUAUUUAUGGCCAUGAAUAAAACAUUGGCAACUUUUAGCUUAUUUUAUUUGGUUUCUUUCCUUUGUAAAUAUCUGUGGUGAUUGUAUGCGAUGCAGAUAUAUUUGGGCGCUCACUUAGUUAUGAGGAUAUAGAUAUAUUCCCUGGAAGGUGGAAAAAUUGAACAACAGUUAUCGAUACAUAUCUCUAUCAAAUGUUGACAGCCGCUGCAAAGAGCGUUGAUUAAAAAUAUAGGCUACUCCGUUUUUUUUUUUUUAUAAGACUUUUAAUAAAAUCCUGUGUUUCAGAAAUUUCGCUUUGGAUUGCGUUUGGUUUUUAAGGGAAUCACGGACUGGAUUCAUUGCAUAUUAUUUUAGUUUCAUCAUGAUUUUCAUAGAGGGACUCCUUCAAGAACGAAAAAGAUCAUACUUGCCUUUUUAUGGAUUUUUUUUUUUUAGAAAGACUUCUUUCGAACAAAGUCGCAUGGGUAUGUAUAAAUUUGUUCCGCUCUGCUUUCAGAAAGGGCAUUAAUUGCCUCCAUUUUCUGAAUUUAUAUGUAUAGUCACUUCAUCAAUAAGAAGGCUAAAGUCACUUGUGAAAUGGGGUAAAAAAUCCACUUACUUAAUAUAAGAGGGCUUCAGCCCGUCAAGCAGCCUUUCAUCCGCUAGAUCUCUUCUGUUCUGUGCGGUACUCCACAACUCGAGCGCUGAAAUGGCACAUUUUACAAGAAAAAUAAAUAAUGCUUGAGUUACUUUCUUCUGUUACGCUUUUAAAGCUUUCUACUGAAGCAAUGAAAUCGCUUUAGAUCACUACUACAGUGUGGAUUGUGCUGUUAGCUAAGUAGUAUUGCAUGUUUGAUAUGCACUAUGUCCAAUAUUAAAUCCAUAUGAAUGCAUAAGAUAAAGCUUUGUGAAUGUUUUCAAAAAAACAAACAAACAAACAAAACCCCCCCGCAUUUUUUUAAAAUCAGUUUAAAACUACCUAUAACGUAAAUAAUUAUUGCCCAAAAUAAGAUCUCUCUCCGCGCCGGGGAUUAUUGUCUAGUUCAAUGUCUAGGGAGAUAUUGUACACCCAAUAGAAAAAUCUUUCUUGGCUUGUUUUCCACGCAAAUAACAACAGAUGUUAGAUCGCCCCCAUUAUCAUUAAACAAACUCGUGGAUUGACACAGGGUGCUAAUUAUUUACAGAAGUCCGUGUCAUGGGACCAGGCCUUUUACCCCAACGAAGGGAUUCUGAGAGCACCAAGUUUUAUUGUGCGC